GAUAAGAGACUUGGGACCAUGCGCUUGGGACGCCCGUCAAAAUGGCGGACCAGAACAACUUCCGGUUCAGGGGAAGACCGAAGAGCGAGGAAAGAUCAAAUAAGAGACUAGGGAAGUACCCUCAUGUAUCCUCAUUCCUUAUGACUAAACCCUGGGUGUAUAAUAAGAGCUCUCAUAAUACAUCCAUGGCCUAAACCUAAUCAACCUAACCAAGGAAGGCAAUGAGUAUUAGCCAAUCAGAGGCGGAGUAGGGCGGGUCUUCGCGGAAUGAGGGUGGAAAAAAGGCGUCCUGGCCAUAGUUGGAAAUAAGCAUUCAACUGUGUGCUGUACCGCUGACGUGACGACUUGACACCGCCCGACUAUCCGUCGCGUUCCUCGACUACUUUUCUCCGCCCAGUCCUUGGUUGUAGCCUUGCUGAGAGGUGUUUGGUUCUAGUGGUGGGUGGAGUACCUUCCUCCAGCAGCCAUGUCGGGCUUCAAUCUUCUGCAUCUAGUAACCAAGAGUCAGCCUGUAACUCUGAGGUCCUGCAGUCUUCCCACAGGAGCACGUCGAACUAAGAAGACAUGGCCAGUGAGCUUCUCUCAGGAAGAGAUAAAGAAACGCCUCACACCAAUGCAGUAUCAUGUUACCCAGGAGAGAGGAACUGAGAGUGCCUUCGCAGGGGAGUUCACAGAUCAUAAAGAUGAGGGGACCUAUGCUUGUGUUGUCUGUGGGGCUCCACUGUUCAGCUCUAAUGCUAAAUUUGACUCAGGAUCAGGUUGGCCAUCCUUCUUUGACCUUAUGAAGGAGGAGUCCAUCACUCUGUCAGAUGAUUUCUCCUAUGGGAUGCACAGAGUGGAGACUACCUGCAGCCAGUGUGGAGCUCAUCUGGGACACUUGUUUGAUGACGGACCAAGACCCACAGGAAAACGCUACUGCAUCAACUCGGCCUCGCUGGCUUUCCAGCCCAAAGAUACAGCCUCCUCCAUCUCCAGCUCCACGGCUGAGGGUGAAGCUGUCAGCUCAGUGAGCGACAGGAAGACAGAGCUUUGAAAGAAUGACCAAGCAAGACUGACGGCUGUGUAUGUGUAGGAAGUCCAACAAUUUACACACAUCAAAUAGUUAGAUGUUCUGUGUGUUUUAUUCACAAGGUACAGAUACAGUAUGUGGUUAUAUUGAGAGGAAGGAAGGUGCUCAGGUCUCAGACACAGACCAGAUACUCUGGUGUGAGAAGGAGAACACUUCCAAAACAGCCAUUUUGUUGGCACAGUCAAAGCUGUAAGACACACUAUAUCAGUGGAUUGCCUUAAAGGGAUCUUUCAGGAUUUGUCAACCUUAGUGUUUUUCUCCAUUAUGAUUAUUUGUUAGAGGGGAGCAGGAAGAGUAUCUGGUAUGCUCUGUGUUCUUCCUUUCCCAAUUAACGUUUUGUUGCUGGAAUCUGUGUUUCUCAACUGUCUCAAACAGAGGACGUGACUAAAAUUUGAUCAUGACUGACCAUGGACAUGACCCUGAACAGAAGUAUAACACCCAUGUUGACAAAUACCAUUUUCCCUGGUUUUCCUUUUACUUUCAUAGGUGGAUGAAGUGCUUUGUAGUACACACACACACAUAUAUAAUGUAGAGAUUUUGAUAUUAUAACUUAAAAUAUUUUAUUAGAGUAUAUUUUUGAAGUGAUGUUUGAUACUGAGAGGUUGAUUUAUGCAAGUGCUCCUGUCAGCAGUGACACAGGCAACAAUGGAGCAUAUUGUGACAGAUGGUAGUGUGAGCAAAUAAUGUAUAUUUAAUCCCUUUUGGUCACUUUCUGUAUUUGUUCUUUCUUUAGUUCUUUGCAUUAUGAAAUAUUUUCAGUUUUUCUUCACAGCUUGCAUUAACACACUUAAUAGAUAAAUAAAUAUCUAGAAGGAG
Messenger RNA from Thunnus maccoyii (southern bluefin tuna), 1885 nucleotides. RefSeq names its product methionine sulfoxide reductase B3 (gene msrb3). Bases 467 to 1033 code for a protein of 188 amino acids. Lineage: Eukaryota; Metazoa; Chordata; Actinopteri; Scombriformes; Scombridae. Gene Ontology annotation, cellular component: cytoplasm. The record is from RefSeq and is a predicted model, not a curated record. The transcript has 7 exons. Gene Ontology annotation, biological process: response to oxidative stress; protein repair. Gene Ontology annotation, molecular function: peptide-methionine (R)-S-oxide reductase activity.